Molecule: messenger RNA, 5144 nt
Organism: Cylas formicarius (sweet potato weevil)
Lineage: Eukaryota; Metazoa; Arthropoda; Insecta; Coleoptera; Brentidae
Gene: Dp1
Product: vigilin
Exons: 14
Coding region: 240-3962 (1240 amino acids)
Cellular component (GO): cytoplasm; nucleus
Molecular function (GO): mRNA binding
Source: RefSeq, a predicted model, not a curated record
GAUGCGGCAUUUUACGGCAGUAUUUUUUAAAAAUAUGCCUAAAUCUCAAUAAAUGUUCUGGAAAAACGAGUUAAGGGUGUGGAAAUCAUUGUUUACAAAAAAAUGGCGGCGCAAAGUGCAGAAGCUAUACAAGUAACGUUGGAGUUAUAAACGGUCCGUUUUCUCUUUAAAGGACGGAUUUUCUGUUUUUACAGUACAUGUUGCUGUAACGACUUGGCCCGAAAAAGGACACUCCAAAAAUGCAGCAACCAGUGAUAGAAGAAAAUUCCGCUUAUGAGUCAACAUCUGUUAGCUAUGAUGCCUUGUUUCCAGCAUUGCCCGAGAGUUCUCUACCUAAGCAGCCCAAUAAUAUCCAGGCACAAUUAAACAUUAACAAAAUGCGUGUAGGAACUUCCUUGAAAACCCAAGUAUUCAGGGUUCCAUUUGAAGAACGCAAACUUGAUGGAAAUCAAAAGUUUGGUGAGGGAGAAUCCAAACAUGCUUGUGCUCACAUCAUGAAAGAAACCGGGGCUCACAUAGAAAUUUCACAUGCCAGAGACCAGAGCUUGACUUUUCUUGUAAUUGGCAAACAGAAUGAAGUACUUGAAGCAAAGAGAAAGAUUUUAACACAUUUCCAAACACAAGCAAGCAAACAAAUCAAAAUUCCAAAAGAGCACCAUAAGUGGAUUUUAGGCAAAAAAGGUGAGCGCCUAAAAGAGCUGGAAAAAACGACAGCAACAAAAAUAUCGGUUCCGAACAUGAAUGAUGACUCAGACCUGAUUACCAUAACUGGCACAAAAGAAGGCAUUGAAAAGGCAGAGCAUGAAAUUCGCGUUACUUCUGAUGAACAAUCCAAGAAGGCUUCAGAAAGGUUAAGCAUUCCAAAAAUUUACCAUCCAUUCAUCGUAGGACCAUUUAACGAAAAUCUUACGAAGUUGAUAUCUGAGAGCGGGGCUAGAAUAAAUGUGCCACCACUAUCGGUAAUGAAAGACGAGAUUUUUAUUGCCGGAGAUAAGGAAGGUGUUAUGGCCGCCAAGCAGAAAAUUGAAGCGAUAUAUAAAUUGAUGGAGAAGAAAUGUACUACUGUUUCUGUGGAAGUGCCAAAAUCACAACACAAAUAUGUUAUUGGACCUAAAGGAUCAACAAUAGCGGAGAUUCUUGAACAAACAGGAGUGAGUGUUGAGAUGCCAUCUAGUGACUUGGCUGCAGACACUAUAACUCUGCGGGGUCCGCCCGAGAAGCUCGGUUCUGCACUAAACAUCGUCUAUAGCAAAGCAAAUUCUGUGCGUUCAUGCGAUGUGGCAGCGCCAGCUUGGCUACACAAAUACAUCAUAGGAAAGAAGGGACAAAUUAUUAAAGAAAUAACUCAGAACUUGCCCAAAGUUCACGUGGAAUUUACAGACAAGCAGGACAAAAUUAUAAUUGAAGGACCUCCAGAUGAGAUGGAAAAAGCUCAAGAACAAAUAGAGGCGAUGGCCAAGGACUUAAUUAGCAGAAUGACUUUUGAAGAGAUGCACGUGGACAAUAAGUUAUUUAAGCACAUUAUUGGAAAAAAUGGUGCCAAUGUUAACAAGUUAAAAGAAGACUACAACGUUGUCAUCAACAUAGAGGAAAGUGGCCUUGUCCGGAUUGAAGGCAAUCGAGAGGAUGUGGCACAUACGAAGCAGGAAUUAGAACAAAGAAUUUUCAAAUUAGAAAAUGAAAAAGAACGCGAUGUAAUUAUUGAGCAAAGGCAUUACCGAGCCAUUAUUGGUACUAAAGGGGAGACUAUUAAAGAGAUUAGAGACAGAUUCAAUCAGGUGCAGAUUUUUUUCCCGGGACCCGGUGAUCGGAAUGACAUUGUUAAAGUUAGGGGACCCAAAGCAGAUGUAGAUAAGUGUGUCAAGUUUUUGGAAAAAAAGGUUAAGGAGCUCAAUGAAUCAUCUUAUCAAAUCCAGGUUCCUAUUUAUAAACAAUUCCACAAGUUUAUCAUAGGAAAGGGAGGUGCGAAUAUACGUAGAAUAAGGGAAGACACAAAUACCAAAAUUGAUCUACCAGCCGAAGGAGAUAAAAGUGAUGCAAUUAUCAUCACUGGUAAGAGGGAAAACGUAGAAGAAGCGCGCGACAGAAUUCAUCAAAUCCAAGAUGAACUUGAAACUAUAAUCACGGAGGAGAUCACCAUUGAUCCUAAAUUUUACAAUUCUAUUAUCGGGGCAAAGGGAAAACUGAUUCACUCAAUAAUGGAAGACUGUGGCGGAGUCGCCAUUAAGUUUCCAAACACUGAUAGCAGAAGCGACAAAGUUACUAUUAGGGGUCCAAAAGAUGAUGUUGAUAGAGCAAAGCAGCAGUUAAUUGAUCUUGCGAAUGAAAGGCAACUUGCUAGUUACACUGUGGAGGUUCGUGCUAAAGCCCAGCAUCACAAGUUUCUUAUUGGUAAGAAUGGCACCAACAUUAAAAAAAUUCGUGAUUCAACCGGUGCUAGAAUUGUGUUUCCUUCAAAUACUGAUGAAGAUAGGGAAGUCAUAACCAUAAUUGGUAAAAAAGAUGCUGUCGAAGAUGCCAAAAUUCAGUUAGAAGCGAUGAUCAAAGAUAUUGAUAAUAAAACAGAGGAUGAGAUUCGGGUUGAACCUCGGCACCAUAAACAUUUUGUUGCUAGACGCGGUGAAGUUCUUCACCGAAUAAGUGAUGAAUGUGGGGGCGUGAUGAUUUCUUUCCCAAGAUCAGGCAUUGAUAGCGACCGGGUAACCCUGAAAGGAUCCAAAGAGUGCAUUGAAGCGGCAAAACAAAGAAUUAUUGAAAUUAUUUCUGAUCUGGAAUCAAUGAUUACUAUUGAAUGCUUCAUUCCUCAAAAACAUCACAGAACUGUUAUGGGAGCAAAGGGUCACAAAGUUCAGAGGAUUACCGCUGAUUAUGAAGUGCAGAUCAAAUUCCCUGACAGGGACAAUACAGAAGAAUAUCAUUCUGAAGUUACCAAUGGAGAUAUCAACGCUGACCCGAUUCGUCAGUGUGAUGUUAUUAAGAUUACUGGCAAAGAGUCAAAUUGCCUGGAAGCCAAACAGGCUUUGUUGGAUUUGGUUCCUGUCACUAUAAAUGUAGAUGUUCCUUAUGAUAUGCACAGGUCAAUUAUUGGUACAAAAGGUCGUGAUGUUAAAGAGCUCAUGGAUAGAUUUGAUGUACACAUUGUUUUAUCUUCACCUGAAGAAAAGGAGAACAUAAUUAAAGUAACUGGAACAGCAUCCAAUGUUGAAGAGGCUAAACAAGCCCUGCUUGAAAGAGUGAAAGAGUUGGAAGAUGAACGGAAGGACAGAGACCUGAGGUCAUUUGUUCUUCAAAUUGAAGUAAAUCCUGAGUAUCACCCAAAGAUUAUAGGGAGGGGAGGUACUGUCAUUACUAAAAUUAGAAAGGAUCACGAUGUGCAGAUUACUUUUCCUAAGAGAGGUGACGAAAAUGAGCAUAUAAUUACAAUAACUGGUUAUGAAGAAUCCACAUAUCGUGCUAGAGAUGACAUCAUGAAAAUUGUCAAUGAAUUAAAUGAACUUGUAAAAGAAGAAAUUGAAAUUGAUCCAAGAGUUCAUUCUCGUCUUAUUGGGGCACGGGGCAGAAACAUCCGGAAAAUUAUGGAAGAUUAUAAUGUGGACAUUAAAUUUCCCAGAAACGAUGAUACCAAACCCAAUUUGGUAGUUAUUACAGGAGAGGAGGAAAAUGUUGUGGAAGCCAGAGACCAUUUGCUGAAUUUAGCUGAAGAAUAUAUUCAAGAUGUUGAAGAUUUAGAGAAUAGAGAAAAGCUUCACACCCUAAACGUGCACUUUGAGAAUUCUCAAUCAUCCUAUCCAACCCGAAAUACACAGCGGACCAAUGCCAGCGGUUUUGUGGUACAAGGCGGGCCAUGGGAACAGAGUGCCCCAAAUACGGCCAGUGUAACGGAUUUCCCGGCAUUUGGGCGCAGUAAUGAUCAACCACCAGCAGCCCCCAUUGGUGGGGCUUGGGGUACUCCGCGUCGUUAAAUGGCUUCUUACUUGUUCUCGCCUUUACUAUUGUUACUUUGCCAUAGUUUUGUUGAUAUAUGCGUGUUGAGGCGGCGGGGAAUGUUUUUAAAAUCUCUCAAUCGACACUGCCAAAAGUUCAUUAGUUUAAAGGUGAGUUUCUUAUUAUUUAGGUUGGGGCGCCACCUGACAAUAACUUCCGAUUAUCCAUUGAGAAAAUAACGGUAAAUGUCGCUGAAAUCGUCAAAAAUGAGAAAAGUAUAAUAAAUUCAGACUAAAAUCAGUGAAUACUAGAUACAUUUUUCUGUUAUAUUGCAACACCGAUUCCUUUAAUGUUCUUUAAUGUGGAGAACUUGACAAAAUUGGCGCUCAAAUCUAUGCCAAAUUCAAGCCAUAAUGCCAAUGUUAAGGUACUAACCUUAGAGAUAAGUGAAUAACAUUAAAAUGUUACAAAUGAAACUCUUCCCUCACUGUUUGCUGCAUUAUAAUAGGCCUGGCAACGACACUGGACCCUCGAUAUGGAAAACUGAUUAAAAAAUUGACCAUGAUAGUUCUAUUAAUGCAGUGCCCUCUCAUUUUUUUUGUCGGCAAAUUUCAUUGGCGAAGCGGACUUAAAUUGUUCAUUUAGGUGCUAACCAAUAAGAACUUGUCAGAUUAGAAAAAAAUGUUUAGGAAUGUUUUCUUAGAAUUGAAAAUUAUGAUAUUUGUCUUCCCGUUAAGUGGGUGGACCUUGGCCUAUCCUUGGCACUACUGCGGAGACUUCAUGAAGCAAGAACCCAUUGUCAUUUGUUGAAAAUAGUUUAAUCAUUUUCAGAAAAAACGCAUCAUAUAGUCUCUGCCAUCAAGAAACAAGGCAGUGUACCGUGCCUUCUUUAUUUCUUUACAGUCAGUAGCAAUGUCUAAAAUUGACACAAACGAUGUCGAUUAUUUCAAAAAAUAACCUUUCUUUGUCAAGGCAAUGAUUGUCUUUUUUCUUGUAUUUUUAUGGUCUUGUUAAAAACAAAAGAAGAAAAACAUGACUGAGUACUGAAAGUCGGUACAACUUCAUAUUUGUUAUACUGUAAAUUAAAGUUUUUUUUAUGUUAUAUUGUAUAGAUUAAAGCAUAUUUUAUUAUAGCGAUUAAUUUCUAUAAUGCUCUAGGGGUCGAUAUGUUAGCUCAGGGCUGUCCUGAGGGAGAGAAAUAUAUUAAAACGUAAAAAUUG